AAUCGCUUACGUCACACGUACGUGUGCGCACAGGUCGCAUGGUCCGUGGUCGCGGUCGUUGCGGGUGUUAAAUGGAACGCACCCCAGGUACAUGUCCGCGAUUCUCGAUUGUGCGCGUCAUUCCUGGUCACUCGCGUUCCAUUCUGGAUUCAUUGAGAUUUUUAUCUCAUCUUAUCUUAUUGUCAGUCAAGAUGCCACACAGCUGUAUCAUACUGUAAACACUUAAACGCGUUAGGGCGUUUAUUAACUGUGCAAUAAUAAACACUUCUGUCAUCUUAGUGACAGCCUAUAUUUGAAAAUUUAGGGUUAAACAUAAAAUUAAAAGAUAAAAAAUAGUGAGCCUACGCGAUGGCGCAAGAAGUGAAGAAAGCAAAGAAAAAAAAUGCGCAGAAAGAAAGCACAAAGCAAGAAGAAUCUAAGACAGAAAAAUUAAGCAAGGUAGAAAAGUCAACCAAGACAGAAAAAUCAACUAAGACAGAAAAAUCUAUCAAGCCUGCCGAGUUGAAAUAUGGACCUCUUGUGUCCUUUCCAUAUCAAAGAAUAUGGUCCAGAUGCAUUCUGAUACUUGGAGUACUAUUGAUAGUUAUGUAUAACAGUAGGCAGGGCAAAGAAGUAUUCUUAGCUAAGCAGAAAGAUGUGUUGGUAAGUCGUACACAGAACGUUGAGUGCUCUGUGGAUUAUAGAGACGAGAUAGAAAAAUACUCUGGCUGUGUACCAGAAAAAUGUGGCAGAAUUGUUACUGACAAGCUGGUUUCGACAACAGAGGUAGAUGUUUUACUGAAACUAGCAAAAAAUGGAUUCGAUUUGGGUGUAUCUAAUAGUGGUAUAAGUAAUCUGCAUCUUGAUUCUGGCACUCUCACCGAGGACGACGGCUAUAUUAAUGUCUAUGAGCACCCGGCAGCAAAAAAGAUAUUUAACAGUGUGGAUUUAGCAAUUUAUAGAGUAGUGAAAUCGAAGAUACAACAUAUGGUGGCACAUAGUUUUGGCAUAGAUAUGGAUAAGAUAUAUCUAACCGGGCCCACUUUUUUCUCGCGGGGGACUAAUAUGUUCGCAAAAACUGUAUACUAUGAGUACUGGCAUCCAUAUUUCGAUCAGGAGAGACACGAAUCGUUUCAUUACACGUCGUUGCUGUAUUUAAAUGAUUACAGUAAAGAUUUCGAAGGCGGUCGAUUUAUAUUUGUUGAUAAGAAUAAUGUCAAUUCAACAAUAGAGCCUAGAAAAGGCAGAGUAUUGAUUUACACGUCGGGAAGUGAAAACUUGCAUCUAGUCGAAGAAGUGAAAUCUGGUGUUCGUUACUGUCUAGUUGUGGCUUUCACGUGCGAUAAAAACGCUGCUAUAUCCGAUACACACUUUGGGAAUGGAUUAAUUUAAUAUCUUAUUGCAUUAAUAUUUCACCAUUUUGUUUACAUUACUUUUGUGAUCGAAGUGCACAAAGAAAAUGUCUUACGUGCGAAUUGUAAGUAAAUUUUUUAUUUUUCCAAGUUAUAUUGAAUUUAUAAUCCAACAGUAUUAUAAUAGUAUUAAAAGAAAAUAAAUUUAUUGUUUGUAUGGGGUUGUUUUUGGAGAUUUUUUGGAUUAAAUCACCACCUGACAAUAAUAUCGAAUAUAAAACAUAUGAAAUAAAUGAUCUUAAUUAGCUUGCAAUAUAUUUUCAACUUUUAAGCAUAUCAUUUUCACAUAUGAUACGUAAGCGAAAAAUAAAACAAAACAUAUUACGUAUCAUACGGAUACUUAUAACAAAAUCUAUCAUAAAUUAAGUCUUAAUAAUUUAGGAGUAAACAUUAAAAUCAGUAAUUAAGAGCCGUGUUAAGGAAUGUUUUGGUAUAAUUUUGUCAUUAUGUACAAUCUCAUCACAAUACUGUGAUGAAAAGCACUAGAGAAAUCUAUUAAGCUAGAGAAUAGGAGAUCAACCCACUUAAAAAAAUAUCAUUAAUUACUAAGUGGAAAACAAUAACGCGAUGCACUAAUUAUUACAUAAUUUAAAUAAAUAAAUAUGCGCAUAUAUGCGCAUAAGUUUAAUAAUGGACGUUGAUCCACUUUGGAAAUCAUCACAAAGAUUUGCGUAGUCUUAAAAAAAAAAUUCCUAAAUUGAUCUCGUGUAUUUAAAAAUUACAAUAAUUUAUUAUAUUCAAUUGAAAUGAAAUGGUACAGAUACCAUUCUAAGAUAAUGCAUUUUUUUCUCUUGUCUUGCGCGUUUUUCACUUUGUACAAUCUGCUUGUUUGCGAUUAUGUGAACUUCCUAAUUAAAGUAUAUGACGAGGAACAUAUACGCAAGAGAACUCUAUGCAACUAAUCCAUAUUAAUCUAUACAGCACAGAAUCUUUUACAAGACACAUUGUGGUAACGUGGCAAUCUUGCAAAUUGCAAUGCAUUGUCACGGAGACAAUUUAGAGGCAAUUUGGAAUUGCCAAAUUCCAACAAUCAUAUGCAUGAUAUUGCAAUCUUUUAAAAGGCGUGCACUUCAAUGUCGCUGCAAUUCUACAAUAGUUUUGCGACAACAUUAAGCAACAUAUUUACAAUAUCGCAAUUUUAUAAUGAAAUAAUAUCAUCAAUGUCUUUGCAAUCUUUCUGUCUGUAUGGGGAUUAUUAAGUUCCGCCGGCAUCGCGCCAUGUCACGUAACUAUUUUCGUGCGUAAUAAAAUAUACGCAGGUUCCUAACUUAGCUACGUGUUCAAUUCUUUAAAAAAAA
This is a messenger RNA of Linepithema humile (Argentine ant), 2689 nucleotides long. Its product is annotated as 2-oxoglutarate and iron-dependent oxygenase domain-containing protein 3-like. Gene Ontology annotation, molecular function: L-ascorbic acid binding; oxidoreductase activity, acting on paired donors, with incorporation or reduction of molecular oxygen; iron ion binding. NCBI's taxonomy places the organism in Eukaryota, Metazoa, Arthropoda, Insecta, Hymenoptera, Formicidae. Gene Ontology annotation, cellular component: membrane. The record is from RefSeq and is a predicted model, not a curated record.